AUGCACUUCGUACUGAACCCGCUGACCCCGGUCCAGGACACGCUGUGCCAGCUGCAGAAUGAGACUUCCGCCAACAACCCGGCUGCCGUGCCGCAGCGCUCGGUCAACCUGUACUACAUGGUCAAAAUGCAGAUCAGAUCAGACAACGUUUGCCUUAGGCCGUGGGCCUUCGAGCGCGUGCCGAACAGGAUGAUCCGAGGCCUGGACAGAGCCCUCAUCUACACGUCCACCAAGGAAGCUUGCUUGGCCGCCUGUCUGAACGAGCACCGCUUCGAGUGCCGCUCGGUGGAGUACAACUACGUGACCCUGCGCUGCCAUCUGAGCGACGCGGACCGGCGCAGCACCGGCCAGUACAUCCAGAUGGUGGAGGCCCAGGGCGUCGACUACUUCGAGAACCUCUGUCUCAAAGCAAACAAGGCUUGCAAGGGCAGCAGGGUGUUCUCGCAACCGCGCAUCGGGGUGGCCAACGACAAGGUGGCGCAGUACGCCAGCCUGCACUACUACGUGGACAAGGAGCUCCAGGUGGCGAGUGAGGCGGCCUGCCAGCUGGCCUGUGAGGUGGAGAACGAGUUCCUCUGCCGCUCCUUCUUGUUCCGGGGCCCGCCGCAGGGCGCGGCCUACAACUGCCAGCUGUUCCACCUGGACCACAAGACGCUGCCGGACGGGCCCUCGACCUACCUCAACGCGGACCGGCCGCUCAUCGACGACGGCGAGCGCAUCGGCAACUACAUGGAGAACUACUGCGAGAAGACGAGCGCUUCUAUGGACCAGCUGCCGGUCGUGUUUGACACCACCGAAGACCCCAACGUCAACAACCUCACCCGCGCCGACGUCAACUGCGACAAGACUGGCACCUGCUAUGACGUGUCCGUCAACUGCAAGGACACCCGCAUCGCCGUCCAGGUCCGUACCAACAAGCCCUUCAACGGCCGCAUCUACGCGCUGGGCCGCUCCGAGACCUGCAACAUCGACGUCAUCAACAGCGACCUCUUCCGCCUCGACCUCACCAUGACCGGCCAGGACUGCAACACGCAGUCUGUGACGGGAGUGUACUCCAACACGGUCGUCCUGCAGCACCACAGCGUCGUCAUGACCAAGGCCGACAAGAUCUACAAAGUCAAGUGCACCUAUGACAUGUCCUCCAAGAACAUCACCUUCGGCAUGAUGCCCAUCAGGGACCCCGAGAUGAUCUCCAUCACCUCCGCGCCGGAGGCCCCACCCCCGCGCAUCCGCAUCCUGGACGCGCGCAGCCGAGAGGUGGAGACGGUGCGCAUCGGGGACAAGCUCACCUUCCGCAUCGAGAUCCCCGAGGACACGCCCUACGGCAUCUUCGCCCGAAGCUGCGUCGCCAUGGCCAAGGACUCCAAGAGCACGUUCCAGAUUAUCGACGACGAAGGUUGUCCCGUGGAUCCGGCCAUCUUCCCGGGCUUCGCACCCGACGGCAACGCGCUGCAGUCCGUGUACGAGGCGUUCCGCUUCACCGAGUCGUACGGUGUGAUCUUCCAGUGCAACGUCAAGUACUGCCUAGGGCCCUGUGAGCCGGCUGUCUGCGAGUGGGGGCGUGAGUCCGUCGAGUCCUGGGGCAGAAGGAGACGUUCCGCGCCAGCCAACGACUCCGAGGAGGCGUCGGGCGACGACAUGACCCUCUCGCAGGAGAUCCUCGUCUUGGACUUUGGCGACGACAAGCAGAGCCAGUCGCUGAGGAGUGAGGCCUCCACCGACUUUGGCAAGGACCACACGGUGAUCAUGACGGAGACCUGCCCGACCAGGACGUCGGUGAUGGCGCUGGGCGUGACCUGCGCGCUGCUGGCCCUCGUGUACCUGUCCACGCUAUUGUGCUACUGCACCAAGAAGUGGAUGUAUCCCCAGAAGGUCGUGGCUUGAAGGCGAUCAUACCCCACCGUUGGCCAUGACCCCUCCCCCUUC
This is a messenger RNA of Frankliniella occidentalis (western flower thrips), 1926 nucleotides long. RefSeq lists its product as uncharacterized. The coding region runs from base 1 to 1884 and encodes 627 amino acids. The record is from RefSeq and is a predicted model, not a curated record. The transcript is spliced from 14 exons. Lineage: Eukaryota; Metazoa; Arthropoda; Insecta; Thysanoptera; Thripidae.